Gongylonema pulchrum is the source of this 687-nucleotide messenger RNA. NCBI's taxonomy places the organism in Eukaryota, Metazoa, Nematoda, Chromadorea, Rhabditida, Gongylonematidae. The record is from the annotation of a GenBank genome assembly.
AUGUGUAUCAGCGUGGAGCGUUACUGCGGAGUUAGGGAUUCAUGGCGCUAUCCAAACGGCAAGCGAUGUAUGAAUAUUGCUCCACUGUCAGUUGGAAUUGCCGUAUGCGUCGCGGUACCAGCGAUACCAUGGGGAAUGUAUACCGAUGCAGUGGAUGUGCCCUAUCCGGGAGGUCGUAAUGCUACUCUGACAAUGUGUAUAAAUAUGAUGCCGGAUGAUUUGUUCAUUUUUGCGAUGAGUUAUUUGUUAUUUUUUGGCUUCAUUUUGCCUCUCGGCGUCAUGUCCAUAUGCUACUUCUUACUCAUUCGACACGUACGCAAACGAUUCAACAAGCGCCUGCUCACUGCUGGAAGCAGUGGAAGAGUGUUGCAUGAACCUCAUUACAUUUGCGAAUUGACACGAUCUGUGCUACGUGUAUCUGCGUUUCACUUCAUUUGCUGGACGCCAUUCUGGUUCUUCACGUUCGUACCGCCAGUCAUCGAUUAUUUUGAGCUCGAUUACGACGACAGCCUUAGCUGGGUAAUGAAUGCCCGACUGGUUGCCAACUUGCUGCCUUAUGUCAACUCUUCAGGUAAUUUGGAAUACAGCAAGGGCUUGCUGAUCGUUCUGAAAACAAGUAGUACAUCUUCCAAGGUAAAUGAUCCAGUGCUUACUGUCAGCUUGUCUUCAUUUAUUUUUGGGAAAUAG